Molecule: messenger RNA, 2621 nt
Organism: Bufo bufo (common toad)
Lineage: Eukaryota; Metazoa; Chordata; Amphibia; Anura; Bufonidae
Gene: KCNE4
Product: potassium voltage-gated channel subfamily E regulatory subunit 4
Exons: 2
Coding region: 169-660 (163 amino acids)
Biological process (GO): ventricular cardiac muscle cell action potential; negative regulation of delayed rectifier potassium channel activity; membrane repolarization during action potential
Cellular component (GO): membrane
Molecular function (GO): delayed rectifier potassium channel activity; transmembrane transporter binding; potassium channel regulator activity
Source: RefSeq, a predicted model, not a curated record
CGCAGACGUCCACAGCUGCCUAUAUAUGACCCUGCAGCACAGAGAUGCCAGAACUUUCAGUUGGAAACUUUCAGCUUUCCAGAGACACUGAGAACUAGAACUAGCUUGAAAUUGCCCGCCAAGUGCUUCUUACACAUAAGACGACUGAUAGACUGAACUACUGCUUCAAUGUUGACGAUGGAAGAUCCGGUGAAUGGGACCAUGACAAGCCAAGACAUUGGUUCCUAUCAAGGAACACCAAGCCAAGUAACAAAUGGGAAGGAUAACAAUGAGUAUCUUUACAUUCUGACUGUCAUGGCCUUCUAUGGAAUAUUUCUGAUGGGCAUCAUGCUAGUCUACAUGCGAUCAAAAAAGAGGGAGAAAGAAUCCAAACUUCUUCUACUCUACCAGGACGAGGAGAAGUUGUGGACAGAGAUCAGAAAAAGCACAUCUUCUCUUUCUGUAUCCAAGACUCCCCAGCAGAGCACUAUGUUCUCUAUCCUGCAGGAGAGUUUUGUACCAAGCCGUUUCUGCACUGACUACAAUAUAGUGGACAGUAGCCUGAGCUCUGAAUCUUCCUCCUCUGAGGUCCACUUCACCAUCCAAGAAGAAGCUACAGAGGGACCUGCUCAAGAAAAAGCAGUUGAAGAAAAAUCUGACGAUAAAACACAGAUUUCCUAGCAAUGAACUAAAGAGACAACAAAAGCUCAGGAAUCUAUAGGAUCUCUGCUUAUGGGAUCUUGAGUUUACGGUCCUGUUGCCUAACAAGCUCCUUUUAGAUAAAGGAAGUACAAAUGUUAUAGGUGGGACAGUAAAGAUGGACUGCCGUGUAUAGAGGGAUAGCAUUGUCCUCCUUUCAGAUGCAGUGAACUGAAAGGUAUCAUAGGCUUUAGCAUUGACACUGGCCUUAGAAGCAAAGAAGAAGCUGGUCCACACAGUCUAUAGCAUGGGUGAUACGAGCUGAGAAUGAUAAUGAAGCAAAGCUAGAGUUAUCAAGUCAAAGAUGGUUAGAAAUGUUACUACAUAGAAACUAGAGAUGGCGUGAGUCUCUACUGCGAAUACUCUAUACUCUGUUGGAAUAUGGCUAUAGGAAACCAGAAAUUGCUGUAGAUUAGGUCAUGGCAUGGUUUAUUGAAGAAACAGGGUUGUAUAUUUACCGGUGUUAUCUAAAUCAAUUUCACUUUCGUUGUUACAUAUAUCAUGUCACUAGAUGUAUCCUGUACUUGAACCAUGUAGAUUUUCAUUCAUAUUUUCUCUAGUGAUCUGUAGGACAUUAACCUGACCUAAAUCUCCAUAGUGAAACAUGUCAAGUAAAUAGAAAAAUCACCCAGGAAACAAGAAAAAUCACAAUUUUUGUUCUGUCACUGUGAUGGCCAAACUUGGUCCUCGCGAUCUAUCAUCCAUCCAUGCCUUGAGUUCUCUUCACAGAUUCAGUGCUGAGAUCAUUAGUGUUGAUCUGUGGGUUAUUAGACAACCUGCAGUGACGAUGCACCUCCUUAGAAGUGCAGAGAACAUGCAUUGGUAUGCAAUACUGAGGACCAAGUAUCAUUUGGCAACCUUAUCUUAGUGAUGGACUAUUAAGCUAUAGAAUAUAUGAAAUAGUGAUACAAUGUUUGCAAAAAUCACUAUUUUUACCUAUUCAAAUUAGAGUAGAUCAGUAUAAUUAUCAGUGAAUCGCUGUGUAUCUACAAUAUCCUUACUGAAGUACUGAUUACUGUUUUAUAUAAUAUUUUUAGUAGUUUGUCUGUUUUAGAAGACAAACCUUAGUAUUAUCAAAUUUACAAAGGUAAUUUUUUUGUAACAUGUGCACUAUACCAGGGGUCAGCAAUCUCCGGCACUCCAGCUGUUGUGAAACUACAACCCUCAGCAUGCUCCAUUCACAAAAGUUUUGAGAACAGCCAAGCAAGUAUGCAUGCUGGAAGUCUUAGUUACACCACACCUGGAGUGCCGAAGGUCGCUGAUGUCUGCACUAUACCAAUCUUUGGUACCUCAACCUGCUCAUUAAAGAGAGUGUACAACAUUUUUAAAAAUGUUCAGAUUUUUUUUCCAGCAUAAGCACCACUCCUCUCCAUGGUUUGAGUCUGGAAUUAUUACACUUCAUUCCCAUGCACUUGAAUGAGGCUGAGAUGCAGUACCAGUGAUAUCCCAUGGACAGGAGUGGCGCUGUUUCUGGACAAGAGCAGACCAUUUUUCUUAGCCCCUUUAAGAGCUGUAACACUAAUAAUCCUUUUGUAUAAAUCCCAUAACUAGUAAUAGAUGGGACAACAUAUAAAACAAAGACGGGACCUGGAAGAACCACCUCAUAUGACUACAUGCAGACAUUUUGCUGUGAAGUAUUUAACAUUUCUAUUUAUAGGAAAAUGUAGAUGGUAGAGAGCGGGCUCCUCUCCUCAUUACUCACUUUGUGUUAGGGCUGCAACAAGUACUCUUUUAAAUCGAGUAAUUCAACAAAAAACGAAACAAAAAUUUGCAUUGAGGAUUCGUUUGUCAUGUGACCACAGAGCGGGAGUGAAACACUUGCUAUUGCUCCCGCUUCGUGGUCUCCCGCUGGCCCGCAAUGCGCUCAGAAUACUCACCUUUCUGGCAGGGGGCCUCCAGACACUCCACAGCACGUGCAUGGUCCCUCGCUGCACUGACCUCCU